Phragmites australis (common reed) is the source of this 1330-nucleotide messenger RNA. RefSeq lists its product as uncharacterized. The record is from RefSeq and is a predicted model, not a curated record. Lineage: Eukaryota; Viridiplantae; Streptophyta; Magnoliopsida; Poales; Poaceae. The transcript has a single exon. Bases 243 to 827 code for a protein of 194 amino acids.
AUAAAUAUCGGGAUUGAUACCGAAUUAGUAGUUGGGUUGCGUUGCUCGUCUCGCUCGCUCCCCCUCGUUCCCCUCCUGCUCCAAUCUUCCCCACUCAUUGAUCGAAGCAGCAUCGCUUCCAUCGCCCGGCGCCGGAGGGGGCAGAUUAGGCGGCCGUGGGUUGUUGGUUAAUCAAUCGACCGCGGCCAGCGCUCGUCGCAGUUGCGGCAGUUCUUGAUCGGCGGGGUGUUCUUGGCGGUUGCAUGUAUGCGGGAGGGGAGAGCCAGCCCAAUGGUGGGGGCGGGGGUGGAGGGGGAUGGGGAUGGGGAGACGAGCUCCGGCGGCGGAGGCAGCCCGGUCCGCCCCACUCCUCCAGCUUGGGGGCCGCGUCCUCUUCUUCGUCUGGUGGGAGAGAGGAUGAGGAGGAGCGAGGAGGCAAGAAGCAGGGGAGGCGCAAGAAACAGGGGAGGCGCGAGGCGGUUGCCAGGGCGAUCCGGGGCGGCCUUCCGGCCGCCGUGGCGUCCUGCUGGGGCGGCGGCAUCUCGGUGGUCCAGGAGACUGGCGGGAGGAGGACGGGGAGUAGGUGGAGCCAGCGGGAGAGGCUGGCCGAUGGCGGCGGAGAGGCCGGCGAGGAUGGUUCAGGCCCGGGCGGUACGGCAACGGACACGGCAGGGCCGGCGGCAGCGUGGUGCUGCGUGUGCCCGGGCGGGGACUGCUCGCUGGAGCCCAACCCGAGCGCCAACGGCAAGGAGGACCCCGGCGUCCGGCCCCUCCUGGAGCGCAACGACUUCUUCUCCGCCGACUGCAACCCGCACGCCGACGUCCUCCCCGCCGCCGCCUCCUGGUAGCAGGCCUGGCGCCGAUUCCGGUUAGGUGCUAUUCAUCCACCAUCACCGCACAUUGCCGCACACAAUUUUACAAACAACACAAAGAGGAAAUUCUUUCCGCCCCCUGGUGGGUCAUUGAAUCUUGAUUCCUUUCUUGGGUUGUUCCUGUGCUUCUUUACAUCAUUGUACUUGUACCUGUCGUGAUUGAGAGCAAUGGAUUGAAACAGAGUGAUGGGCAAUCCGGUCUGGCAUGGCGCCUUGUCUCGUAACCAUUUGCAGCUUUCUCCCAGACUGCGUCGCAGCUUUGACUGCAUGCAUAGUUGCCUCCGCCUAUCUGCCAUCGAUGUCGCGCAGCAUUGGAAUGCAGGCUCGGCAGGACCAGCUCAGGUGUGGUGACAAUGGAGGAGAGCGGGCUCACAGGUCAGAGCUCACGGCUGCUGCAAUAACUGAACACUUCGUACGCGUUGUUACUUGCACGAAGUUGGCAAAGCGACUUGCAAAGCCAAUAGAUGAUGUAUUGUGUA